AUGUUCUGUAAAAUGGUUUCCAAGCUGACAUCCCUGCAGCAGGAGCUGCUCAGCGCGCUGCUGGACUCAGGAGUCACCAAAGCCGUCCUGAUCCAGGCCCUGGACGACCUGGACCCCAACCCGCCGGCCUUCGGAGUGAAGCUGGAGAGCCUGCCGCUGUCCCCCGACCAGGCGCACGGCGCCAACAUGAGCGGGCCCGGCACGAGCGCAGGGGGCGCGGGCGCGAGCGCCAAGCCCGUCUACCACACGCUCACCAACGGCCACGGCAAGUCCAAGCUGUCCGGGGACGAGGGCUCCGACGACGGCGACGACUACGACACGCCGCCGAUCCUGAAGGAGCUGCAGUCCCUGAACACGGAGGAGGCCGCGGAGCAGCGGGCGGAGAUCGAGCGCAUGCUGGCAGAGGAUCCGUGGCGUGCUGCCCGCAUGAUCAAAGGUUACAUGCAGCAACACAACAUCCCCCAAAGGGAGGUGGUGGACAUCACGGGGCUGAACCAGUCUCACCUCUCCCAGCACCUCAACAAGGGCACGCCCAUGAAAACACAGAAGCGAGCGGCGCUCUACACCUGGUAUGUCAGGAAGCAGCGGGAGAUUCUGCGACAGUUCAACGAGAUAGCGCAAGGUCCAGGAGACACCAUGGCAGACAAGGUCAACCAGGACCCGACCUUUUUCUUCCCAGAGUACAACCAGUCGGGCCAGAUGGGCCAGCCCAGCGAGGAGCUGGGCACCGAGCCCACCUACAAGAAGAUGAGACGCAACCGUUUCAAGUGGGGGCCGGCGUCCCAGCAGAUCCUGUACCAGGCCUACGACCGGCAGAAGAACCCCAGCAAGGAGGAGAGGGAGGCUCUGGUGGAGGAGUGCAACAGGGCCGAGUGCCUCCAGAGGGGCGUCUCCCCCUCCAAGGCUCAGGGCCUGGGCUCCAACCUGGUCACCGAGGUGCGAGUGUACAACUGGUUCGCCAACCGGCGCAAAGAGGAGGCCUUCCGGCAGAAGCUGGCCAUGGACGCCAUCAGCACCCCGGGCCAGGGGAUGAACGCCAUGCUGUCGCACGACUCGCCGCACGACCAGCAGAACAGCGUCUCGCCUCCCAGUAAGUCGCCACUGCGUUACAGCCAAGGCGAGGCGGGCGCCUCCUCCGCCAUCAGCCACCACGGCAGCAGCGCCAUGGCCAGCGGCCAGUCGGUGCUCCAGCAGGUGUCUCCUGGAGGUCUGGACCACGGCCACGGCCUGCUGGCAUCUGACAAGAUGAUGUCCGGAUCGGGCGGAGGACUUCCUCCGGUCAGCACUCUGACCAGCCUCCACAGCUCCCACCACGGCCACCAGCAGGCGCAGAACCUCAUCAUGCCGCUGUCUGGAGUCAUGGCCAUCGCGCAGAGUCAGUGCAGCCUCGCGCCGUAUCCCUGCUUCCCCCCGCUGCCUCCUGACCUGACGUCUCGUCCUGCCUCAGCAGGCCUGAGCUCGUCCCAGUCCCAGACGGUGCCGGUGAUCAACAGCGUGGCGGGAAGCCUGGCGGCGCUGCAGCCGGUGCCGUUCUCCCAGCAGCUGCACAGCCCCCACCAGCAGGGCCUGAUGCAGCAGUCUCCCAGCCACAUGAGCCAGCAGCCCUUCAUGGCCGCCGUCUCUCACUCUCACAUGUAUCCUCACAAGCAGGAGCCGCCGCAGUACUCCCACUCCUCCCGCUUCCCCCCGGCCAUGGUGGUCACAGAUGGCAACAGCCUCGGCUCGCUGGGCUCCAAGUCGGAUGCUCCUGUAAGCAAGAUGGUGCAGCUCGGGGGUCUCUCCUGGUGUCCUCUCCAGGCCUGGUGAGAGCGUCCGGCCACCUGACCUCCCCGGCGCCCGGCAACCAGCGCACAUUUUUCCACCCUCUCGGUGCGGUAACCAUGACAACUGUUAAUAACCCGCAACGGCGCGCUGGAUGAUGAGUCAGUCAACAAACACGGAGGAGCGACGGCGGCGGGGAAGGCAGGUGGAGAUGAGAAAUGAGAGCGGGCAGAAAAACAAGAGGAGAGGGCCUCGCUGCACCUGAGAGGGAGGCGUGUGGCCCGGCCUUCUCCCCGGCCCGCCGCAACACACGAUCAAUAAGGAUGAUUGAUUUUACCACAAGCUUUAAAAACAGUAUUCCUUUUUUUUUUACGCAAACCCUCUCUGGACGUGUGGCCGUCGUCUGCCGCGACGCCACAAAAGAACAAAACCAAAAUCAAACCGAGCCCCCGGAGCUGCCGGAGAGCUCCGCGCAUCGGAACGGGCGCUCUGUGAAAACUGUGAUUCUGGGCGGGAAUGUGAAGACCCGCCUCUGGCAAGACCGGCCACCGCCCGGGCUCCCGGCGAACCCCCUCACCCCCGCGCCACGCGACAAUCACCCACACAGCCUUCACGGACUGGCGCUCUUCCUGAGCUUUAAAGGAGUCUUCCAUGUUCUUCUCUCACUCUGGGUUUACUGUGCUAGCAUUAGAGCGGGCGGCGAGCGGCGCCCCGUCGCCCGGAGAUGUCUAAUGUGUCUACUGUGAUUGAAACGCCUUUGACAAUCCUUGAGAGACUAUGCAACGCCGUGUAUCGCUGGGUCCGGCACCAAACUCCACACACUCGCGGCUGCGAGUGGAAAUGCACUAUCGGCGCGCUCCUGUCGAGUCACGCUGACCAAUCUGUUCGCUCAGUCCGUCCUCAGCUGGGAUCAGACCGAGUCGCACGCCGU
This is a messenger RNA of Salarias fasciatus (jewelled blenny), 2692 nucleotides long. It is a transcript of the gene hnf1ba, whose product is annotated as HNF1 homeobox Ba. Gene Ontology annotation, cellular component: nucleus. NCBI's taxonomy places the organism in Eukaryota, Metazoa, Chordata, Actinopteri, Blenniiformes, Blenniidae. Gene Ontology annotation, biological process: positive regulation of DNA-templated transcription; regulation of transcription by RNA polymerase II; insulin secretion. Gene Ontology annotation, molecular function: RNA polymerase II cis-regulatory region sequence-specific DNA binding; DNA-binding transcription factor activity, RNA polymerase II-specific. The coding region runs from base 1 to 1806 and encodes 601 amino acids. The transcript has 9 exons. The record is from RefSeq and is a predicted model, not a curated record.